AAAGGCCAGCGCUAUGAAGCGGUGAAGUGGAUGAUGGUUUUUGCCAUUGGAGUUUGCACGGGGAUGGUGGGCCUUUUUGUAGACUUUUUCGUCCACCUCUUCACCAGAAUCAAAUUCCACGUGGUGCAGAACUCGGUGGAGGACUGCAGCGAGAAAGGUUGCCUAGCCAUCUCGCUGCUAGAGCUACUGGGCUUCAACCUCACCUUCAUCUUCCUGGCCAGCCUCUUUGUCUUAAUCCAGCCAGUAGCUGCCGGAUCUGGGAUUCCAGAGAUCAAGUGUUACUUGAACGGAGUCAAGGUCCCCGGGAUCGUGCGUCUUCGGACUCUGAUCUGCAAAGCUCUGGGGGUGCUUUGCAGCGUGGCUGGAGGUCUUUUCGUAGGGAAGGAAGGCCCCAUGAUCCACAGCGGCGCUAUCGUCGGGGCCGGCCUACCUCAGUUCCAGAGUAUCUCUUUAAGGAGGAUCCGGUUUAAUUUCCCCUAUUUCCGAAGUGACAGGGACAAAAGAGAUUUUGUGUCUGCUGGUGCGGCCGCUGGAGUGGCCGCAGCCUUUGGGGCACCCAUUGGAGGGACGCUUUUCAGCCUAGAAGAGGGCUCUUCCUUUUGGAACCAGGGCCUCACGUGGAAAGUGCUCUUCUGCUCCAUGUCCGCCACCUUCACCCUCAAUUUCUUCCGCUCCGGCAUUCAGUUUGGAAGCUGGGGCUCUUUCCAGUUGCCAGGCCUGCUGAAUUUUGGGGAGUUCAAG
Molecule: messenger RNA, 741 nt
Organism: Notechis scutatus (mainland tiger snake)
Lineage: Eukaryota; Metazoa; Chordata; Lepidosauria; Squamata; Elapidae
Source: RefSeq, a predicted model, not a curated record